AUGAUCAUUCUAGAUCAGAUCAAUAUGGAGAGAGAUUUGGAGUUUGAACAUUUUGAUGAACGAGACAAGGGGAUGAGGUAUGGCAGAGCAUCCCGGUUGAACGGCUUACCCAGCCCCACACACAGCGCCCACUGCAGCUUCUACCGGACCCGCACCCUGCAGACCCUCAGCUCCGAGAAGAAAGCCAAGAAAGUGCGUUUUUACCGCAACGGGGACCGCUACUUUAAGGGCAUCGUGUAUGCGGUGUCCCAGGACCGCUUCCGCUCUUUCGAGGCUCUGUUGGCUGACCUGACCCGAACUCUGUCCGAUAACGUCAACCUACCCCAGGGAGUCAGGGUCCUCUACAGCAUUGAUGGCAACAAGAAAAUCACUAGUCUCGAAGAGCUGGUGGCAGGGGAAAGUUAUGUCUGUGCAUCUUUUGAAUCAUUUCGAAAAGUGGACUACACAAAGAACGUAAACCCAAACUGGUCAGUGAAUGUCAAGGCAACUACAACUGCACGUACACCAACAUCUAUCAGUAGUUCCAAAGCAAGUACCACUGAGACUAAAGAAAAUAAAGAUUUCAUUCGGCCCAAGCUGGUGACCAUCAUUCGGAGUGGUGUGAAGCCACGAAAAGCUGUUAGGAUUCUGCUCAAUAAAAAGACUGCACAUUCAUUUGACCAAGUUCUUACAGAUAUCACUGAUGCCAUCAAGUUGGAUUCAGGAGCAGUUAAACGUUUGUACACACUGGAUGGGAAACAGGUGAUGUGCCUUCAGGAUUUCUUUGGUGAUGAUGACAUUUUUGUUGCCUGUGGUCCUGAGAAGUUCCGCUAUGCACAGGAUGACUUCUCACUGGAUGAAAACGAAUGUCGAGUUGUUAAGUCUACUUCAUACACUAAAGUUCCUGGUGCAGGUGGUGGUGCUACAGCACGAAACAUUACCACUAAGAACCCUGGGCCUUCCCGACGUAGCAAGUCCCCAGCUUCUACUGGCUCAGUGAAUGGAACGCCUGGUAGCCAACUUUCUACUCCACGUUCGACCAAGACACCAAGCCCAUCACCAACCAGCCCAGGCAGCCUACGUAAACAGAAGAGUUCUCAGCAUGGUGGAUCCUCAACAUCUCUGGCAUCAACCAAAGUUUGCAGCUCCAUGGAUGAGAAUGAAGGCCCUGGUUGUGAAGAAGUUGUCGAGGAAACAUUCCAAGUGCCAGCAUCCAUAGCUGAACGUUACAAAGUUGGAAGAACUAUCGGUGAUGGGAAUUUUGCAAUUGUGAAAGAAUGUAUAGAAAGGUCAACUAGUAGAGAAUAUGCUUUGAAAAUUAUUAAUAAAAGCAAGUGUAGAGGCAAAGAGCAUAUGAUUCAAAAUGAAGUGUCCAUCUUACGAAGAGUUAAACAUCCAAAUAUUGUUCUUUUAAUUGAAGAAAUGGAUACACCAAGUGAACUUUAUCUAGUCAUGGAACUUGUCAAGGGUGGAGAUCUUUUUGAUGCUAUUACUUCCACCAACAAAUAUACAGAGCGUGAUGCCAGUGGAAUGCUGUACAAUCUGGCCAGUGCUAUCAAAUACCUGCAUAGCCUUAACAUCGUGCACAGGGACAUCAAACCAGAGAAUCUACUGGUUUAUGAACAUCAGGAUGGAAGCAAAUCUCUAAAAUUAGGGGACUUUGGCCUUGCUACCGUAGUAGAUGGGCCUUUGUAUACUGUCUGUGGAACACCUACAUAUGUGGCUCCAGAAAUAAUUGCUGAAACUGGCUAUGGUCUGAAGGUGGACAUCUGGGCUGCUGGUGUGAUUACUUACAUUCUACUUUGUGGUUUUCCUCCAUUUCGUGGGCACAGCAACGACCAAGAUGUUCUAUUUGACCAGAUACUGAUGGGGCAUCAGGAAUUCCCAUCACCAUAUUGGGAUAAUAUUUCUGACUCUGCAAAAGAGCUCAUCACCAUGAUGCUACAGGUUGAUAUAGAACAGCGAUAUUCUGCACAGCAGUUGUUGGACCACCCUUGGGUGAAUGAUGAUGGGUUGCCAGAGAAUGAGUAUCAACUAUCGGUGGCUGGAAAGUUGCAGAAACACUUUAACACAGGCCCCAAACCGAGCAAUACUUCAGCUGGAGUGUCUGUGAUAGCACUGGACCAGGGGUUUUCCAUCAACCGAUCAGAGUCAUUGGACUACUACCAGCAACCAGGAAUGUAUUGGAUAAGACCACCGCUCUUGAUAAGGAGAGGCAGGUUUUCCGAAGAAGAUGCAACCAGGAUGUGAGGAGAAGCUACGUGGUACAAACUAAUGCACCAGAACACAACUCUGAAUCUGAAGAUUACUCACCAAGCUCUUCUGAGACUGUUCGC
This is a messenger RNA of Hemiscyllium ocellatum (epaulette shark), 2315 nucleotides long. RefSeq names its product doublecortin-like kinase 1a (gene dclk1a). NCBI's taxonomy places the organism in Eukaryota, Metazoa, Chordata, Chondrichthyes, Orectolobiformes, Hemiscylliidae. The record is from RefSeq and is a predicted model, not a curated record. Gene Ontology annotation, molecular function: ATP binding; protein kinase activity. The transcript has 17 exons. Gene Ontology annotation, biological process: intracellular signal transduction; protein phosphorylation. The coding region runs from base 1 to 2229 and encodes 742 amino acids.